AUUUCGGGGAAACCCCUACGACACCAGUCAAGAGAAACCUUCCUUCGAGUUCGUUUCUCUUCCUUAAUACCACGGGAAAAUGGCGUUAAAGUUUCGUUUAUUCAAUUGUGACCGUACAUUUAAUCUUGAUAAAGUCGAAGCACUUAUCCAGCGAGUUGCUGCGAAGCUUUCUCGUGAAACCAAGAUCGAAAAAACUUACUUUCCUCUGCCCCGCAUGAACGAGUUGUGUGUGAAACUCGAGAAAGAAGACCAUUUUGAGUACGCUGUGUUUGUCGUCCAUGCUCAUGAGUCUCGGCUUUCUAUAAACGAGGCAAAUGCUGGUAUUGGCUACGCUAAGGUAUAUCGAGCACUGCAGAAAGCCACAGGUGAUCGAGUGCUGAUUGUGAUUGGUGGAGAUGACAAUUACAAAGACCAAGGAGAGCGUGACAAGUCAGUUCUGUCACGCUGGGCCUGGCGCAAGAUUUGCUCUCAGUUCACUGAAGAUUACGUCAAUGGAGUGAAAAGUUUCAUUUUCUCUUGGGAGGAAGAUCACCAUCCCAUACAUGAAGAGGCGCUCGAGUUCUAUCUUGACCCAACGUUGCGGGGAACCCAGUUCGUACCACGCCCAAAGCCACCCACUGCAAAGGUCCCUGAGAAAGAAGAGACAAUAAAAGUUGAACAGAGUAAAUUAUCGGAGGUAAAGAGGCAAGUGCCACUACCCAUGGAGGCUAAAAGUAUUCUUGAAAACGAAUUUCCACCAGAGAGGAAUGAAAAUCGUGCCCUACCUUCACGACCAGAAACACGUGCUGAAGGCAUGACUCGUCCUCUUCAGAGAGAAAAUCAAAAAUCUGCAAUCAGUGGUACACCAGAUGUUCACAUUCUUUCAUUUCAUGCGUCAAAACCAUCUGUUGAUCAGGUGGAAAACUACAUUAGAAAAGUUUCCAAGGAAUUUGCUAUUCCAUCAAAUCCAAAGUCGAGCGCAGAUCAACAAAUUAACAUCCAAGACUACAUCAUGAAUCACAAACCAGAAUAUCUGGUGCUCGUGUCUGAUAUUGAUAAUAUUCAAGAUGUGCCCAACGUUGACGAGCAAGUUCAACGUUACAAAGAAAUCGUCGAGAAGAGCUUCAGCGUUGGUACAAAACUAGUCUUCAUCAUAACUGAAGACAAAAACUACAGAGAAGGGGACUUUUGUUCCAUGGCCGUAAGCAACAUAUUCACAACCUUGAAUCAAGACAUGACGAGAUCAGAGCAGCCGAUGGUCAUGUCAUGGAACACAAUACCGUGGUCUCUCCACAAAGAAGCAUUGGUUCAGUUACUGAGAGCGUAUGGAAAUGUACAGCGGUCCGCACCAAAGCAAUAUGGAACCACCAAACAAGACCCAACACCAAGCGUUUCCUACACUCAACCUGAAUAUAUUCCAAUGAAAAGAUGGUUUUACAGGGCAUCUAUCAGCAAUGGUCGUCUAGUUGAGGUUUUGAAGUCCGAUCCACCCGGCUGGGAACCCGAUAUUCGCUUCUUAAAUGACUUGCUAAUGAAAAAUGGAAGUUUAGAGAAAGCUACCAUUGAAUUCUGGGAUGAAGGGGACGGACGCGGAGUACAGAGUACUGUUCAUCCAAGCAAAGCCAUGCUUUCCAAGAUCGCUGAAGGAUUUGGUACAGACAAGAUGCAUUCUAUUCUUGUUUAUUCCUAUCACGUCAAAGAAGAAACAAACAAAGCGCUAAGUAAUUUCAUACAUCACUUGAACGUUCCGGUACUGUUGCCGUGGGAACCUAUAGAGCCAGCCUCAUUGAUGACAGAAAUCACGGGCGUUAAUCCAGAUUAUGUAAUGUUUUCUGCUGACACCGAUGUUUUAAAAGACGAAGACGAAGUGCAAACGCUGAUACAAGAGCACCGAGCCAAAAUUAAAGACACCAUCGAAAAAUGUGUCGGUCAAGGAGUAAUCAUCAUGUUGUUUGGUGACAAGUCUUACAUAAAGGGGGAAGAAUUGGCUUCAGAGGAAGCAACACAGUGCGUUAGAAACCUGACCCAAGACAUCGUCCCCGCUGAUAGACUGACUGUCAUGACAUGUCAGAAAGGACUCUUCACAACACAUCAGGAUUGGAUGAUGAAAAACAUUCUAAAAUCUAAGGAUGUAAAGAGUUUUACAACACCACAGCAGUCAGCAAGUCAUGGAGCAGUUGCAUCUGUACCGUCCAAACAGUAUUAUUACAAAGCAGUUAUCAGAAAUGGUCAAAUAACUGAAGUGUUAAAACAUACCCCCCCAGACUGGAAACCUGAUGAAGAGAUGGUGAGAAAACAACUGGAGAAACAUAGAAAUGAAAAGAAAGCUUAUCUUGAAAUCUUGGGGAAUGACCAAGGAGAAAUAUUGUCAAUCACUGUAGAAAAGGAAUCGAAAGGACCCUUUUUUUAUGCCAACGAACUUAAAAAUUCUUUCACUUCAUUUCUUAGUAGUGAUACUAAAGAUAAACAUUCCGAUAAGAAAGAUUACGUCUAAAGACCUCCAAAGAAAAAUUGAAAGCGUUGAAAAAGUAAGUUUAACACUUGUACAGUAGUUUUUGACACUCGAUAUAAAUCUUUUGUGUCUGCACGUUAUCAUGAUCUGAAGUUUAGAAUUCUAAAUAGAAAAUCGAUAUGAACACCUUGAAUGCUUCAGGUCGUGGUACAAUUUUCUGUUGGCUGUAAAUCAGAGAAAAAUAGAAAGACAAAUCAUGCUUCAGGUCUGUGAUGUGUAUUAACCUACUUGACUGAGUCUUUGUUGUUGUUUACCAAUGUUAAUUAAAUAGCAUUAUCGUA
Messenger RNA from Actinia tenebrosa (Australian red waratah sea anemone), 2772 nucleotides. RefSeq lists its product as uncharacterized. The record is from RefSeq and is a predicted model, not a curated record. Lineage: Eukaryota; Metazoa; Cnidaria; Anthozoa; Actiniaria; Actiniidae.